Salvelinus sp. IW2-2015 is the source of this 1482-nucleotide messenger RNA. The record is from RefSeq and is a predicted model, not a curated record. NCBI's taxonomy places the organism in Eukaryota, Metazoa, Chordata, Actinopteri, Salmoniformes, Salmonidae.
AUUACUCGUCCAGCGCCACCAACUCAGCAAGUGCUACCAUGGUAGUUGAGAACAGCAACUUAAAUUUUAGCACCGAGGACAGCUCCGGGACGAACCUCAGCGCUAAUGACAGUGUCCGCGACACUCUCAUGUCCAGGGAGCAGUCCGAACUCGGCAGGACAGGGCACACAGUGGUAGCCGUGUUUCUCGGUGUCAUUUUCCUGUUGGGAUUCCUCAGCAACUUAUUCGUCCUUCUCGUCUUUGCGCGGUUUCAGGUGCUGAGGACGCCCAUCAACCUCAUCCUGCUCAACAUCAGUGUGAGCGACAUGCUGGUGUGUAUCUUCGGAACUCCCUUUAGUUUUGCCGCGAGCCUCUAUGGCAGAUGGCUCAUCGGAGCCCACGGGUGCAAAUGGUACGGUUUCGCCAACUCGCUUUUCGGCAUCGUUUCUCUAGUAUCCCUGGCAAUCCUCUCCUACGAGCGCUACUCCACGAUAUUGUGUUACACAAAGGCUGACCCGUCUGACUACAAGAAGGCCUGGCUGGCCAUCGCGGGCGCCUGGCUCUACUCCUUGGUGUGGACGGUGCCACCUUUCUUUGGCUGGAGCAGCUACGGUCCAGAGGGGCCAGGCACCACGUGCUCAGUGCAGUGGCACCAGCGCUCUUCUAGGAACAUCUCCUAUGUUACCUGCCUCUUCAUCUUCUGCCUCCUGCUUCCCCUGCUGCUCAUGAUGUUCUGCUAUGGGAAGAUCGUCUUUGCCAUCCGCGGGGUAGCCAAAAUCAACCAGUCGUCUGCACAGCGGCGGGAGACCCAUGUGUUGGUGAUGGUUGUCUCCAUGGUGUCCUGCUACCUGCUGUGCUGGAUGCCCUACGGGGUGGUGGCUCUGCUGGCCACCUUCGGCCAGGUUGGCCUGGUCAGCCCCACCACAAGCAUUGUCCCCUCCAUCCUUGCCAAAAGUAGCACCUUUCUCAACCCUGUCAUAUAUGGGCUUUUAAAUAACCAGGUAAAAGGCUUAUCAACGGGACACUGGCCAUUGUUCUACUUCUCAGUGAUUUGAUAUGGAAAUGGGGGAAACCUUUUACGUCAGUACUCCGUUAUUACACAGUGGACGCAUUGAUGAUGUCAUGUGUGCCAGUUCUACAGGUGCUUCCUGGCCUUCAUGAGCUGUGGGUCAGAGCCAGCAGGCAGCCACACCCUCCACACCCUGCCCAGCAGCCGAGUGGUUGGCCCUAAUGGCAACUCUCCAGCCCCAGAGGAGCCUGGUACACGCGAGCCUCUGGACGGCAGUGGGACCUCCUCGAAGACUCAGACAUGUGGCCAGCAGAGAGAGAAACCUGACCUGGUCCUGGUUGUGCACUACACCCCUUGAGGAACAGAGGUAUUUUGGGCCGUGGAGAAAGAGCCCACUCCCCUGCUCAUAUGAGCCAAAACACAUGGUGCCCCACACUGCAAAAUAUGAUAUGAUAGGGGAAGUUAUCUAUUCUGCUGCAAACUGGAGAUACAUA